UUCAGGUCCGCAUGGGAGGGGGCUUGGACCUGGGCCUCCCCUGUGGGGAAGGGGACGCAGCCGUGACCUUCUUCUCUCUCUCACCUGCAGGAGGACGGAUGCAGGAAAGAGGCGCCGCCCGAGAGGAGGAGGAAGAGGAGAGCGGCGGGGAAAGGCCGGGGGGCUCUGGGGCUGCAGGCAGGAGGAGCCCAGGGGGAGCCCGGGAAAGGCAGCUGCCUGGAGGGCGAUGCGGAGAGGAGGAAACGGGCGGAGACCCCGAGACAGGCCUGGAGGGCGGAGGUUCCUUUGAAAGAUCCCGAAAGCCCCGAAGGAUCCAGGAGGAAGAAAAUGAACAUCAGUGCCCAGAAUGUUGUAAAACCUUCAAAAGAAAAGGAAACCUUCAAAGCCACCUAAUUAUCCACACAGGAGAGAAACCUCAUAAGUGCCUGGAGUGUGGAAAGAGCUUUGGUGAUAGGAGCACCCUCUAUAGACAUCAAAAAAUCCACUCAGGAGAAAAACCACAUAAAUGCCUUGAGUGUGGAAAGAGAUUCAGUCAGAGGGGACAUCUUUAUAGACAUCAAAGGAUCCACUCAGGAGAAAAACCUCAUAAAUGCCUGGAAUGUGGAAAGAGCUUCAGUCAGAGGGGACAUCUUUAUACACAUCAAAGAAUCCACACAGGAGGGAAACCUCAUAAGUGCCUGGAGUGUGGAAAGAGAUUCAGUCAGAGGGGAUAUCUUUAUAGACAUCAAAGAAUCCACUCAGGAGUAAAACCUCAUAAAUGCCUUGAGUGUGGAAAGCGAUUCAGUCAGAGGGGACAUCUUUAUAGACAUCAAAGGAUCCACUCAGGAGAAAAACCUAAGUGCCUGGAAUGUGGAAAGAGCUUCAGUCGCAGCAGCAGCCUUUAUACACAUCAAAGGAUCCACUCAGGAGAAAAACCUCAUAAGUGCCUGGAGUGUGGAAAGAGCUUCAGUAAGAGGGGACAUCUUUAUACACAUCAAAGAAUCCACUCAGGAGAAAAACCUCAUAAAUGCCUGGAGUGUGGAAAGAGCUUCAGUCAGAGGGGACAUCUUUAUGUACAUCAAAGGAUCCACACAGGUGAAAAACCACAUAACUGCUUGGAGUGUGGAAAGAGCUUCAAUCAGUUGGGAAACCUUUAUACACAUCAAAGGAUCCACACAGGUGAAAAACCACAUAACUGCUUGGAGUGUGGAAAGAGCUUCAAUCAGUUGGGAAACCUUUAUACACAUCAAAGGAUCCACACAGGAGAAAAACCUCAUAAAUGCCUGGAGUGUGGAAAGCGCUUCAGUAAGAGGGGACAUCUUUAUACACAUCAAAGGAUCCACACAGGAGAGAAACCUCAUAAGUGCCUUGAGUGUGGAAAGAGAUUCAGUCUGAAGGGAAAUCUUUAUAUACAUCAAAGGAUCCACACAGGAGAAAAACCUCAUAAAUGCCUGGAAUGUGGAAAGAGCUUCAGUCAGUUGGGAAACCUUUAUACACAUCAAAGGAUCCACACAGGAGAAAAACCUCAUAAAUGCCUUGAGUGUGGAAAGAGCUUCAGUCAUAGCAGCGCCCUUUAUACACAUCAAAGGAUCCAUUCAGGGGGGGAACCAUAUAAAUGCCUGGAAUGUGGAAAGAGUUUUAGAUACAAGAGAAGCCUUAAUAGGCAUUAAAGAAUCCAUUCGUUAGUGGAACCAGUUGAAGUCCUAAUGUAUGAAAAGACAUUCAAUCACACUGGAAACUUUUAUAAACAUCAAAGGAGCCACACAAGAGAGAAACCACAUAAAUGCCUGGUAAGAAAGGUAAUAAAAUCCAAUUAACGCUUUCACUUUUAAUAAAUUUAAUAUAUUUUUUUCUUUUAAUAAAUUCCUUUAGUCUUCCAAGGCCAUGCCCAGGGUCCCAGGCCUGAGUUUGACUGGGGAUUGAGUUGAAAUGCGAGUUGGAAACAGUGUGGGCAGUUGAACGGUUUUUCUACCAAAUUGGGCUAGUUUUGCAGAUUUGUUGCAGGAAAAAGUUUGACCUCUGUGGGUUCCAAUUUGGAGGCUAUUUUGGAUUAUUUUUAAAGCACUGUACAGAUAGUCCUUGACGUACAACUAUUUGCUAAGUGACUUAGUGAAGUUAUAGCAACACUGAAAAAAGUGGCCUUGACCAGUUUUCACACUUACGACUGUUCCAGCAUCCCUGUGGUCAUGUGGUCAAAAUCCAGGCGUUUAGUCACUGGCACGUAUUUAUGACGGCUGCGCUGUCCCAGGGUCACAUCAUCAGCAUUUGUAACCUUCCCAGCUGGUGUCCCACAAACGCAUUGGAGGAUUCCCAUAACAACUUCACAACUCACUUCACAACUGUAGGAUAUGACCUCCCAAUUAUGGCAAAAAAUGGGGUGCAGCAACUGUCAAGAACAGAAAUUUUUGUCUCAAUUCUGAUUGUAGAUCUAGUUAGUACUACCUGUACAGUUUGGGGGCAAUAUAUCCAACCGUCAUGAACGAUAACCGCAAAAUACAUCCCAGAGACAGUAAGAGGAUUAAGUCAGCCAGGCCCUCCCCCCCAGCUGCCUUGCCAGCCCCUCCACAGACCCCCCCCCCACACAUACACAUACACACACACACAUGGAUUCAUCUUCUCCUUUCUCAUCCCUCCUCCUUUCUGAAGGGCCCCUUUGGAAAACUGCAGCAGAGGGGGAAAUAACCUCCAAUACUGACCCCUGCAUAUUUGGAUUUUUCAACUUUUUUUGAGCCCUUGGAUGCUCCAUUUGACACACACAUAUAUAUUUUCCUCCUCCACCCCCUCCCCAUUUGGAGGGGGCUCCUGCUGCUGCUGCCCAGGCCAGUGUGCCCUGCGAUGUAGCCCUCCACCCACGGACUGGCACCUUUUAAAUGGCUAACUUAAAAUGACAUAUUAGCCCUUUUAA
This is a messenger RNA of Pantherophis guttatus, 2884 nucleotides long. NCBI's taxonomy places the organism in Eukaryota, Metazoa, Chordata, Lepidosauria, Squamata, Colubridae. The record is from RefSeq and is a predicted model, not a curated record.